AUCAUGUAUUUAUUUGUAUAGACAUAGCAAUUAUUUACUUGGAAUUCAGACAAACCAGUGCAGAUUUUCCAUUGAAAUUGUUCAAAUUGUUUGCAGAUUAGUACCAAGAUUAACUUAGUUAAUAUACUCAUCUAAUCAUCAAACGAUCUGCUGUUUUUAUAUGAUUAUAAGCUUGUAGUUCAAUUCUAUUGAAUUGGGUCAAUUUUUUCUAUUUUAAUUAUUACCUUUUUCAUUUUCAAUUUGAAGCCCUUUUAGUUUGGUACUAAUCUCUUUCCCAUAAAUGGAGAUUUUAAACAGAUUCAUGCUUAUAUAGUUGUAGAUUUUUUUAAAAAAAAAUUUUCCUUUUAUAUAUUUUAUUUUGAGAUUUUUUGAAUUGCCAGGUACUGGUAUGUGUAAUUCUUUUAUUUUUUAAAUUGAAGAAUUAUUUACACACUGCAUCCAAAUAACAUGUUGAAAUCUUGUGAGUAUGUAAUGGUCUAAUAUAGUAUGGAAGCCGCUAUUCCCAUUUCACUUUUUUCUAAACACACUCACUUAUUUGCUCCAAAUAAAUUAAUACCCUUGGAAUUUUGAUUUUUUCAGGGAGUUUAUUUUGCAUGAAAGGGUAUUAAUGAUUUUUUCAGGGUGUUUAUUUUGUAUGAAAGGGUAUUAAUGUAACUAUGUAUAAUAAAUGACAAAGAAGGAAGUGUAUUUGGGGCAAAGUGGGGUGAGAAUAGCGGCUCUCUGUAGUAAUCGGUUUAUUCUAAAGACUUGAUAUACUUAGGCUUUGUUUGGAUCAUGACAGGGGUAGGAAUUUGGAAAGAGAAGGGGAAAAGUAUGUGAAAUGUGGAUGAAAUAUGUAUUUGGAUCAUCGAUUUGGAAAGGAAAAAGGGCAUCAGAACCGAUCAAUGCGAAUGAAUUCCAGGAACUGGCAAGGCGAGCUCUUCCGAAGAUGUACUUUGACUUCUACAAUGGGGGAGCUGAGGACCAACACACGCUAAGAGAGAACAUGGAAGCGUUCCGUAGAAUCACUUUUCGGCCAAGAGUUCUUGUAGAUGUGAGCAGAAUAGAUAUGUCAACCACUAUAUUGGGUUACCCAACUUCGGCACCAAUCAUGAUUGCUCCAACUGGAACGCAUAAGUUGGCUCAUCCUGAAGGAGAGGUUGCAACAGCCAGAGCAGCUGCUGCAUGUAACACCAUCAUGGCAAUGUCCUUUGCGGCUGACUGCACCGUGGAGGAGGUUGCUUCCAGUUGCAAUGCCAUUCGCUUUUUUCAAACAUAUGUAUGUAAAAGAAGGGAUGUAACAGCUGUGUUAGUGCAAAGAGCCGAAAGAAAUGGGUUCAAGGCUAUUAUGCUUACUGUUGAUACUCCUAGGCUUGGUCGAAGGGAAGAAGACAUUAAGAACAAAAUGAUUGCGCCUCAGCCGAAGAACUUAGAAGGUCUCUUGUCAACUGAAGCAGUUUUGGAUAACGGCUCAAAGUUUGCAGCUUUUGUAGCAGAGACGCUUAAUCCUUCUCUUGUUGAAGCAAUAAAAGCUAUGGAAGUAGGGGUUGCUGGGAUUGUUGACUCUAAUCACGGAGCUCGCCAACUGGAUUAUUCUCCAGCCACUAUCACUGUUCUGGAAGAGGUGGUUCGUGCUGUAGGAGGAAAAAUUCCUGUUCUCAUUGAUGGAGGAGUGAGGCAUGGUACAGAUAUUUUCAAGGCAUUAGCUCUUGGUGCACAAGCUGUUAUGAUUGGAAGGCCAGUCCUCUAUGGAUUAGCAGCAAAGUCAUUUAUACUGCUGAAGAUUGGAAGGCCAGUCCUCUAUGGAUUAGCAGCAAAGGGUGAAAAUGGGGUGCGACGAGUCAUUGAAAUGCUGAAGGAUGAGUUGGAGCCCACCAUGGCCCUAUCUGGCUGCCUUACCGUGAAGGAUAUCACCAGAAGUCAUGUGAGGACAGAGUACGACAGAUUCAACUGUAGGCUUUAGUUUAGAUAAAGUUCUAAGUUGUUGUCGUUGUUGAUGUUAUUUAUCUUAGAUAUGCUCAUACUGAUAACUAAGACCCCUAGUUCUGUGAUGAUUGGCCCUUUAAAUACAUUUUAGCUUGUGGAUUGUAUUGUCAAGUUCUAUAUAUUACAAGAACCAAACAUGUAAUGCUGUGCAUAUGGAAUUUCCUCUCUUCCCAACUGGUUAUCAGACAAGAGGCUCUUGGGAGAGAAAUUUUGAGUUGGUGAGAAAAUCAUAAAUGUAUGUAUCACUUGACAGAA
Messenger RNA from Camellia sinensis, 2220 nucleotides. The record is from RefSeq and is a predicted model, not a curated record. NCBI's taxonomy places the organism in Eukaryota, Viridiplantae, Streptophyta, Magnoliopsida, Ericales, Theaceae.